Messenger RNA from Pristis pectinata (smalltooth sawfish), 4348 nucleotides. RefSeq names its product NACHT and WD repeat domain-containing protein 2. Lineage: Eukaryota; Metazoa; Chordata; Chondrichthyes; Rhinopristiformes; Pristidae. The transcript is spliced from 19 exons. Bases 287 to 4348 code for a protein of 1353 amino acids. The record is from RefSeq and is a predicted model, not a curated record.
UUGGUUUCCAUGGCAAUCCCCCUGAAUAGUUCGCAGUUACACAAAACUGUUGUACAGUGCCUUCCCCCUAAAGGGGCCCUAGAUCCACCACAUUAGUUCGAGUGCUACUGUUACCCGAGCGAGUUUGUGGAUCAGUUGGGAUCCAGAGGAUCGCAGGGUUCCCCAGAGCUCCGGGCUUCGCCGGGAAGUCGCUCUUUAAUCUGCCCAGGUUAGCCUGGCGUGAAGUUGUUACCGCUUUCGUGCUGUUCUUCGAUGAGCAAAAAUCGUUUAAACAUCUCAUUCGUGGAUGCUUAAAAGCGACAUUGGCAAAGGACCUGUGACCUGCAAGAACUUGACCCGAGUCUGCGUUGAACGUACCGAGCGAAAAACACAACAGGGAUUUGUGUACGAGAAAGUGAGCGAUCAGACGCACACCUCGCAACAUCAUAGGAUGUGGACCUCUUAUAUGAACGGGAUCCUACCGCAGAAGGAAUUGCGCAAAGAAUGCAAUCAAUUUAAAGAAGCCAUAGUUUUUCCUGAAAUUGGCAAAGACCUACCAGCAAACUCCUCUGCUCUUGUAACACAGAAAAUUGGCUCCAAACGUCGCUCUCUCUCAGACAGCCUGCAGGAUCUAUUCUUCACUCCUCGGAUUUUGGACUCUCAGAGAAUUUCAUAUCGAGUCAUUGACCUUAAAGACAGCAAAACAGCAGAAUGUCAUUGGAAAGUGCCUUACAAAAAACUCAGCAAUGAUACAGACUCGAAAAUUAAGAUGCAUUUGAAGCAUCACUUCUGUCAACGGCAUCUGAAGCAGAUCAGUCAGCAGAACAAAACAGGCUCAGCAUCAAAUGAGGAUGAAGGAAGCCUCUCGGGGAGUGACAGAAGCUCUUUGGGACUUGAACAGUGCAGUAAUAUUUCAGUACUUGGGCCUGAGAGCUGCCUAUCACCUCGGCUCCAGGAUAGUCCAACAGAUGACUGUGAGAAUAUAUUGUCCUCUAGUCUGGUGGAUGAAUUAAUACGACGAGGAGAAACAAAGCUGGGACAAGAAGUGAGCCAGGAAGAUAACUGUAAGACAUCUGCACCAUCAGCUCUGGCUGACAGUCAGGCUGAAAGUUUGGCAUCAGUUUCCUGCAGUGAUCUGGAGAACGACCAGGGCUCUGAACCACAGCAAACUGGAAUUUCAAGAGCUGAUGUCUCAAGUUGUUCAGAGACCAGGCAGUCAGCACGUUCUCAGGUUGAUGAGGGCACAUCCAUACCAGACUGUCCAAACCAAAGUCCAAUAAUGCAUGAGCUAAAGCAUAAUGGCCAAAACACUAAGAAAACUUUCGGCUUGGAAUACAUGAGAGUAUCCAACAGUCGACAGGACCCAGAAGCAGAAGAAAACCGCCCUCCAGCAGAUUAUGAUCCUGCAACUGAAAUAAUGAAAGGAAACAUCAACCUAGCCUACUCGGCCAAGAAGAAAAAAAUUAUGAUUUACGUUUGUGGUGGUUACAAAGAUACAGAGCACGAAAGAAAUGCACUGAUGAAGAGAGCAUACCCACAACUAUACACAUAUUGCAAGGAAAGGGGCUAUGACAUCAUGAUGGUUGACCCCAGGUGGGGAGUGAAAAAUGGAAUUAGCGACAACCAUACAAUGGCCCAACUACAUCUUGAGGUGCUUAAAGAAUGCCAAAAAUCAGAAGGUGUCAACUUCAUUCUCUUAAUAGGACAAAAGCAUGACUUGCCUUACCUUCCUGACAGCAUAAUUAAAGAUGACUUUGAAGCUAUUUUUAACUUUAUUGACAAUGAAAGAAUGGAGGCAACAAAACAGAGGCAUGUAACUCACAAUCCUGAACUCCACACACUGACUGAAGAGCCUGGAUUACACAGGGAAUCUUAUUGUGCAGAAACUAACCUAAUCAACAGCUCAAAUCUACUUAAUGAAGAGUCCCCAGGAAGCGGUUAUGAUGGUGGCAAUGUGACCCUAUCUGUCCAUUACCAUCAGACCAAUGACACAAGUGAUCCAGUUGUGAAAGCACCACAUUCUGCAUCGGACCUUGGGAAGGCUAUUGGGCUUCUUCAGCAGUGGUACAAGUUGGAUGAAAAUUGCAUUCCCAGUGUUUACAGGCUUCAGCCAAUCAGUGCACACUUCCAAGACUUUUACAGCAAGGAUCCCUCCCGCAGACAACAAUCAAGGAAUAACUGGUCAAAUUCUUCCCAGAAGCUAUGGAGCAUCCUUCAGGAAUAUGCACCUCUGGCUCUUGGCAAAGAAGUGGCCUCAAAUCUCCUUGAAACAGUUAUAGAACAGGAGGUUAAACAAGGUCUGCAGACCGAAGGAGUCCCAGAGAACCACUGCCAUUGGUUUAAACGGUAUAUCACCGACAUUCAGUACAAUCUUUCAAGUGAGAGAGCUUCAGAUUACAUUGAUGUUUUUCCAAGGAAACCACAGCUGAACACAUUAGUGUGGAAAGCCCACAAAAAAUUUCUGGAAAGCAUCCAUGCCAGGCUUCGUCAUACCAAUAUUUAUGAGUACAAGGUCAGCUGGGGACGGGAUGGAAUCAAUCCAGAGCUCAACAGGUCCCACUUUUUCUACACAGAGCAUCUGUGUAAUGAUUUUCGAAAGACCUUCAUCACCCAUUUUAACAGGAUUGUUGGAUCAGAGAAUGCUGAGAGAAUGCCAGGGAAAGGAAGUAGGUCAAACACAGCUAAGAACUGGGUCCAGGAGGAGAUACUAGAGCACGUGCAGCAUUGUCACACACUAGCUUCAUUUUUCAUUGGAAGAGAAACCUUUUUGCUCAGCCUGAAGGAAUGUCUGCAACAGUCGAAACAAAAACCGAUUGUACUUCUUGGGGAGGUGGGAUGUGGCAAGAGUUCUCUCGUUGCCAAGGCAUCCAUCCUGUCCUCUGAAUGGAUCUCAGGAGAAUUGCGUAGAAUUGUUCGCUUUGUUGGCGUCACAGGAGAAAGCAGAAGUAUUCGCUUGCUUCUUCGGAAUUUGUGCAUUCAACUUGCUGAAAUAUAUAAUAAGUCAAUACAUUUCUCAGAGGAGUUCUCAGGACUGCUAAAUGAGUUUACUUCAAUGCUGGAGCUUGCUACUGAAGACAAGCCUCUGUUGAUUAGUUUGGAUGGCUUGGAAGAAUUGUCUGAUGACUACAAUGCUCAAAACCUUUCCUGGUUUCCUAGAGAACUGCCAAAGAAUGUCUAUAUCAUUGUAUCCAUGACAGUUGAAGAGAAUCAGGCAGCACUAAAGAUUUUAAAGGAAAAUGGGAAUAUUCUUCAUAUCCCACCACUCACUUCCAGGGAAAUAGAGAAAAUUAUCAGUUCUUGGUUCGAGAAAGACCAUCGGAAACUAACAGCUGACCAAUGGGAUUUACUACUGGAAGCUUGCACUGCCUGUCCUACCCCUCUGUAUCUCCAGUGUGCAUACAGAGAGUCUCUGGACUGGCACUCCUCCACCCCGGUCUCAGACAUUUAUCUACCACAAAGUCUGCAGCUGUUGUAUUCAACAAUUCUCAACCGAGUAGAGAAAAAACAUGGGGAAGAGCUUGUGAAGAAAGUAGCAGGGUUACUGACAUUGUCGAGAAAUGGUGUCACAUUUGCUGAAAUGACUGAUCUUCUCUCUUUGGACCAGAUGGUCAUGCAAGAGGUCCAGCAGUUCCAAAAUGUUGCUCUUUCUAAGGUCCCCGUAGUGAUCUGGAUGAAACUUCAGAGAGACUUGAAAAUCCACAUAGUGGAGCGGAGGACUGACAACACUCACACAUUUAACUGGGCCCAUUCAGCACUGAAACUUAACUGUUUGAAGAGGUACCUUACAUCUAAAGAUGAUCAGCUCUCUCUGCACUUGAAUAUAGCAAACUAUUUUUUGGGAAGACCAUCUGUCCUCUCUGGAAAGUCAAAAAUCUGUGACCCAGUGGACGUCACUGGUCAGCCCCUGGCCUGGGUUUGCAGAGAGGAUUGUGAAGUGAGCUACAACUUCAACCUACGAAAACUGAAUGGGGUUCCUUACCACCUACUGCACUCGAGUCAAGUGCCGACCCUGAUAACAGUGUGUCUUUUUAAUUUUGAGUUUUUGCUACAUAAGAUGUGGGGUUUGUCUGUCAUCAGUGUGGAAGAGGACCUGAAAACAGCAAUGACACUGGAGAGGAAGGUUGCUGACUUGAACAUACUGAGUGAAGCCAUACAGUUGUCUAAAAAAGUCUUGCUUCAGGAUCCGUGUCAACUGGCUUCACAGCUCCUCGGUCGCCUUCAGCAAAUCGUUACAGAAGAUAAACCAGUGGCUCCAGCUGGGAUGGGAGCAGUGAUGGUACAACCAGUCAGAGAGUCUUCAGCAAGGAAUGGGAGAGAGCCAAAUGAGUUUGUGUUCCUGAAUAUUAUUCUGAGUUUCCCUGUCCGGUGA